AUGACAAUCUCAUCACUUGAAAUCCAUCUCUCCACUUCUUUGGCUUCCAAACUUAGGAAUUCAUUCAUGUCUGCUACAGACGCGAAGUUCGCGUGGAUGAAACUCUUGCUUUCGUUUAAAAGCUCUUCACAAUCGCAUUUCUCGGCGAAGUAGAAGGUUGAAAUGCAGUUUAACUCACACAUUUGUUGUUGUAUAAAUCGACCAGAGAUUGUUUUCAAAUUUGGAACGAGGAGAUAAUUUGUAGCGAUGACCAGCUCUUCGGCAUUUUCUUCAGUAACCUCUACAGUUCCAGUAUAGAUGAAUUCCAAAACAUCUUCCAUAACAGAUCCCGAAAUCUCCUCGAACCGAACGAUCCCUUCCCGAUUUUCUUUCAUAUCGCUCUGAAGAAGCUUGUAAAAGAACGGACUCGCUGCAGAAAGGAUAUUUCUGUGAGCCUUUAGCUCUUGAUCAUCUUUCGUAAUCAAAGUUAUGUCGCAUAAGUGGCCUUGUUUUCGUUGUAUGUUGAGCCGUUUCAUCAUUUCUACACAAAAAGGAUUCUGUUCAGUGACACUGAUAGCUGAAAGGUCUUCCAUUGUCAAAGGAUAGGCCUUGUUUUCGAGGUUUGUAAGCGGAGAUUGUGGUGAUUAACAAUUUCGGAACGCGAAUGCGGAAAUUUAGCCAGGACUUCCACAGGCGGCCCAAGCUCCAGCUGUGAGAUGAUUAUCUUACGCAAAUGAACGGUCAUGGCGGAAUUAUAAGAGUUUGUAUGGUAAUAUUUACGACCGCUCUAAGGAAUAAAAAAAUACGUCAAAUUCUCAAAAAAAAAAUACCUCACCUCGCUUCCACAGCGUAUUGCUUGUUAUCUGACCGCUUUUCUUAUGUACGUUGAAAACCUCGAAAUGAACAACUCGCUCAAAUGGGCUCUUUUCAUCAAAGUAAGCGGUCAGAUAACAAGCAAUAUGCUGUGGAAGCGAGGCGAGGUAUUUUUUUUUGGGAAUUUGACGUAUUUUUUUUUUUUUAUUCCUUAGAGCGGUCGUAAAUAUUCCCAUACAAACUCUUAUAAUUCCGCCAUGACCGUUAUUGUGUAAGAUAAUCAUCUCACAGCUGGAGCUUGGGCCGCCUGUGGGACUUCUGGCUACGCCUUGACCUUGAUGAACAGCUCAGUUUCGAUGUUUAUAUUGAUUAUUCAUGUAAGAAGACUUCAAAGCGUAUCGGCAUACUUAACAGAAUUAAGGCUUACUUACCAAGAACAGAGCUUAUACUUUAUGAUAAUUCUGUCAUUAAGCCACUGAUAUUAUAUUGCAGUGUAACACAGACAAGCUGCUGCAGUCAUGAUAAUAUAUGUAAGAUAUUUAAGCUAUAGAAACGCUGUGUUCGAAUCAUUCUUGACGCCCAACAACGCCAUGGCACUGUGGAUCUAUUUAAUAUUUAAGGAUGGGUGCCAUAUAACAUCGAGUCUGACAUCAAAAGAUGCUUAAUGUCCUACAAGAGGAUUAUGGGUACUUGCCCUGCCUAUAUAAACGAACAGUUAGAAUUAAACAACAGCUAGCACAGCAGAAAUACACGAGGUGCUAACUUAACCAUUUUACCAAGGAGAUACAUAAGAGAGAAAGAGGGAGGUCGCACGUUUUCUGCAACAACCUCAAGAUGGUGGAAUCACCUCCCCCUUAAGCAACGCGCUUCUGAAUCGCAAAUACUUCGAAGAAUGCUUUGUAUAAACAUUUUAAAUCAAGUCAGCUUAGGGAUAAGAUUUUUUACUCCUUUUUUAGAUAAUUUAUUUUCAGAUCAAAUGAUAUAAGCAAUUUGUUUUACCUUUAACUUUUAGAUCUUGAUUUGUUGUACAUUAUGAUUUUUAAUUAGGUUCUAAUUAAAUUCUUAAUUAGGUGAUUAAUUAUUGUAGGUUUUAUUAAAAAUUGUAACAAUGUUUAUAGAAGGCCACAAGUUCAUUUCUUUUUAACUAUUAAGUGUCACCCUAUUUAAAUAAAGUUUGAUUGAUUGAUUGAUUAAUCGCGUUUAAUUCACUUCUUAAUUCCCGAGUCACGUCUGAAAUAAAAAAAAAUUAGUUCACGUGGACAUGAAAAGAUCUUAUUAUCUUUAAUCACAAUUCACGAAUAAAGAAAAAUCAAAUCACGAUUCACGAGAAAAAAAAUUGCCCAAUCACGCUUCACGUAAAAAGUAUAAGGAACUCUCAAUUAGCUUUGACUCCUGUUCUCUAAAGAUCAGAAAGUAUAAUGCUUUAAAUGUCAGCUUUCAAAACCAAUCUUUACUGUGGCCAAUUUACAUUAUCAACUCCGUUAAUAAAACCAAAUAUCUUGAAACACCCCCCACUGACGCAGCACCACAGCUUCUUUAGAAACUUAUCCACUUUACUCAUACGCUUAACAUAUUUUUUCCCAUCCAGCCAUUUCAAUCAGAGGAUUUAAGAAUGAAGCUGGUCAUGUUAAUGCUGAUUAGUCUCUGUUUCCAUCUCCUUUUUUUAUAGCCGGUUUCAAUGUAUGUGUAGUUAAAAAGGAGGCAUCAAAUCAGCUCCAAGCAAGACUUUGGUGACAGUCUGUCCUGGUUUUAAGACAAUGUAAACUCUCUUUUUUAAUUCCUCUGACGGACCGUCAAACAACAACAUGAUCUGAAACGACUUUUGAUUAUCUGUGAUUGUCCAUGUCAAGGGGCGAUGUGAACGUCAGUUGUGGAGAUUAUGAUCCCCGUGGCCUAUCUUUCACAGGCCACUGUGAAAGGAUAAUUUAUGUGGAACUGAUGGAGAGAAGAUGGAAUGAGGAAAGAACAAAUUAGAAAAAAACCCAACUAAAAUCAUUAAGGGGGGAAAUAGAGAGAAAAGAUGGAGACGCGGUCCAGGCUCUCUCAAAUCUCUUCGGUUAGGCCUGGAAACAAGCGACAAGGGUUAUUCCGCAUUCGAGGGUUCGCUUUGUUAUUAUAAUUUUCAUUUACAUUCUUUAGGGUAUGGAAGAUCUACAUCCCAUCACUGAAACUGAAAAACCUUCAUCCUGUUGGGGCUAACGCUCGAAACGUCAGCUUUGAAACUCUUUACGGUGGCCAAUUAACAUUGUCAACUUAGUUGAUAAAACAAAAAUUAUCAUGUUAUACUUCGCCACCGACGCACCUCCUCAGUUUCUUUAGGAACUUACCCGCGUUAUUUAUAAUAUUGAUUGCUUACUUGGAUAAGACACUGUCAGCCUUGUAUUACACAGAGGGGCAUAGGGGCCUGUCGAAAACAGGACAACGCACCUAAACGGUCAUCGAAAUAAAAUGGCGGAAUAGCAAUUGUUCCAAACUUAAAAACCACCUGUACACGUUAAUAUUAGUAUUCACUUCACACUGUUCUCUCAACAUUUCCUAUGGUACUGACGAGGAGAGUUGGUUUGAAAAUUAGGAGCUUCUUAAAUUGGUGAUUGUUUCGUUUAUUCUCGUGACCGUUAUAUUGCUUUAGAGGAGAUACCCUUUUCAAAGGAUAAAUUAGAAGCCAGUUACUCUUAGCUGAAGUUAAGUAAUUAGGAAACUAUAACAAAAUCAAUGAACAAAAAAAAAGAAAACUGGAAAACACUUUUAUUAUUUUUAAACACAAAAAUUCGAAUGAAAAAAACAGAAAAAGAAGAGAACACUUGACGCUUAAAAAUCAGAGUUGACCUUUCAAAUACACUUCACUAAUGUACUAUGAUAAUGACAAUCUAAUAAAUUACUAAAAUGCUUAGGAAAUAUUGGAAAUUGCAAUCUUAAAAUGAACAAGCCGUAAUGAUUUUGGCCUCCUGAACAGAUUUGACUGUACAGGUAUGAUCAGUUUGAGCAAUAGUUUACUUUUCAAAAGAAAGAUUUGUCACUGGUAAGCGAAGAUGUAAAAAACUUUUGAAUACAGCUAACCAGAAUGAAGUGUCUUGCAGUGGAGUAGAAUUUCGAUCUGUUAUUCUUGUACUCUUCUGAGCAGGCAAACUUUUUGGUUGACCUUUACCUGUAUCUUUUUACAUAACACUUUUUGGCAAAUAUGUCUGUGUUUUUCUCAAAACCACCAUAGCCAAUAUCUCGUCCCCAGAGUUCCACGGCCAAAGGAAACGGGAAUUAGAAUGCCCGAAACUGGAAACCAGCUUUACUUCCGUUUUCGAUAUCUUUUUCGUGUGUUCCCCAUUAUUAGCUACAUUUGAGUGGAUUCUGCUCAAGGAAACUAGGAUAUUCUGCAAAUGAUGGAAGAUAUCCAGCCUAUCGCAGCUUCUGAAAAAGCGUCAUUCUGUGUGGAACUGAUGAAACGCCUCAACAUUCAGCGAAAACAAGAUUGUUUGUGCGACAUUACUUUGGUGACGAAAGACGACAGAGAGUUCAAAGCUCACAGAAAUGUUCUUUCCGCAGCAAGUCCGUUCUUUUGCAAGCUUCUUCAGAGCGACAUGAAGGAGAAUCGAGAAGGAAUUAUUCGACUUGAGGAGAUCUCAGGAACUAUUAUGGAAGAUGUUUUGGAAUUCAUCUACACUGGAACUGUGGAGGUGACUCAAGAGAAUGCCGAGGACCUGAUCGCCGCAGGAAAUUAUCUGAUCAUACCGAGCUUGAAAACUAUUUCAGGGCGGUUUUUGGAACGAGAAAUGUCCAACUCAAACUGCAUUUCAACCUUUUACUUCGCUGAGAAAUAUGAGUGUGACGAGCUUGUCACUAACAGUAGAUGUUUUAUUCACGAAAACAUCGUUACCGUCGCAAAACUGGAUGAAUUUUUGCACUUAGAAGCUAAAGAGAUCGAGAAGUGGAUUUCGUCCGACGAAAUUACAGUUACGGACGAAGCUGAUGUUUUUAAAAUCAUCUUAGACUGGAUAAACCACAGAAAGAGUGAGCGAAAAGCAGCAUUAGAAGAAUUGUUUGGUCACGUUCGACUGGGUUUUCUGUCGCGUGACUGUCUGGAGGAUGUCGCCACAAACGAACUGGUGCGUGAGAAUUUCGCUUGUGUGAAGCUGGUCAUGGAUGCAACCAUACAGAUGGCUACCUUGGUUAAUGAAGACGAUUUUCUGCAAUCACCAAGAAGAUGUCUUGAUAAACGUGUCAUUGUUGCUCGUGGUGGCAAGUACACUUUUUGUUAUCUCUCUAAAGGAGGCCUGUGGAAGCGCUUGCCAGAUGGCCUGAAGGACACAAACAGUUUAAAAUUGAUAAAAUUUCGUGACCAGUUGUUGACAUCCACCAAUUGUCAAAUUUCAGAGAGAUACGAUUCUAUUUUUAACGUUUGGUCUGAGCUGAACUUGAGCAUAGAUUCUGCAAAGUUGGCCGUUCUUAAAGGAGAAAUUUACGCUGUUGAAGUUGAAAUCUAUGGCAGCCGGAAAACUGUCACGAAGAGGUACAAUGUAAAGCAGUGUGUAUGGGAGACAAUUCACACAUAUCAUGAACAGUGUAGACAGGAUGCUUGUGUUAUUGCAGCCGGCAGACAUCUUUAUUCGUUUGGUGGUAGGAUUCCACGAUCAUGUAACUACGUCGUCAUAGCUGAGAGAUUUGACACUGUGGAAAACAAGUGGGAGAGAAUCGCAGAUAUGCUGGAAGGAAGAAGCGACGCUUUUGGCGUGGCCUCUCAAGAAAAAAUCUUCGUUGCUGGAGGAAAAAACUCUACGGGAAGGUUAAAAGCUUGUGAGAUGUACAAUACGUUAACAAACGAAUGGCAACUUAUUGCAAACUUGAAUGUCCCACGCUGUUAUGGUAGUAUGGUUUGUCUGAAUGGAAAGCUGUACGUACUAGGUGGAGAAAAUCAGUUCCGCGAUAAUCGGGAGCUAAGAGUUGAAUGUUUUGACCCUGCAAACGACCAAUGGAUUCACGAAACAACCAUACCAGUGACAAACAUUGACCCAGAAAAUAACAACACAUUCACGGGCUCUGUUCUGAAGCUUUCUAAAGAAUUACUAGACAAACUUACGAUUGUUGAGUAG
Messenger RNA from Pocillopora meandrina, 5873 nucleotides. NCBI's taxonomy places the organism in Eukaryota, Metazoa, Cnidaria, Anthozoa, Scleractinia, Pocilloporidae. The record is from the annotation of a GenBank genome assembly.